This is a messenger RNA of Adineta ricciae, 285 nucleotides long. The record is from the annotation of a GenBank genome assembly. Lineage: Eukaryota; Metazoa; Rotifera; Eurotatoria; Adinetida; Adinetidae.
AUGACAGUAUGGUGCGUCUUUCUCCUUCUCCUCGUUCUCACAACCACAACAUCCGCUUUUUAUUUGGAUCAACAUCACGAUAUAUUGGCAGAAUACGAAAACAUAGAAAACGAUCCAAGAACAUUAGUAUAUCAUGCACAAGAAAAUAGUCUUCGUCGAUCAACAAUUGUUAAACGUUCACAACGCAAUGCAAAUAUUCUCUAUCGGUAUUGCCGUCGGAAUGGUCAAGGACCGAAUUUUUGUUUAAAAUAUGCCAUACGAAUGAUAUUUGCUACAGGCCAUUAA